GGAAAGCUCAGGCAGAAGGUGGAUCAGCUCGGAUGUCACUUCUUAUUUUAAUGUCUGUCUUCCUGUCAGCUGCUUUCCUUAUGUUCCUGGUAUAUAAAAAUUUCCCACAACUUAGUGAAGAAGAAAGAGAAUGUAUAAAAGUUCCUAGAGAUAUGGAUGAUGCAAAAGCCUUGGGAAAAGUCCUGUCCAAGUAUAAGGACACAUUUUAUGUUCAAGUAUUAGUGGCUUAUUUUGCCACAUACGUUUUCUUGCAGACAUUUGCUAUUCCUGGGUCUAUAUUUCUCAGUAUCCUGUCUGGGUUUCUUUAUCCCUUUCCACUGGCCUUAUUUCUUGUUUGUCUGUGCUCAGGACUUGGAGCUUCAUUCUGCUAUAUGCUUUCAUACCUGGUGGGACGUCCUGUUGUAUACAGAUAUUUUACAGAAAAAGCAGUAAAGUGGUCAGAACAGGUUGAACGACAAAGAGAACACCUCAUUAACUACAUAAUAUUUCUGCGAAUAACACCUUUCCUUCCCAAUUGGUUUAUCAACAUAACAUCUCCUGUAGUUAAUGUGCCAUUAAAAGUAUUUUUCAUUGGCACUUUUCUAGGUGUGGCACCACCGUCUUUUGUAGCCAUUAAGGCAGGAACAACGCUAUACCAACUUACAACAGCAGGGGAAGCUGUUUCCUGGAACUCUGUUUUUGUUCUCAUGGUUCUAGCCAUCCUCUCCAUCCUACCAGCUGUCUUCCAGAAAAAACUGAAACAGAAGUUUGAAUAAGGAUCAGACUGGACCAGAAUUUCCCAUACUUCAUCUCAGGAUCAGCACUUCUGAUACUUGUAUAUUUGCUUUUCUAUUGGAUCUUAAGCAAUUGAAGGGGAGGCUUGUAAUUGAUAAUAGUGUCUUUAAAUGAACGUGUGACCUAAAAUUGAAGGAACUGCAUUCAGAAAUGUAUUGCGUCUAGUUUUGUAACCAAACCAUCAGUGUUUUCUUUGGGAGGGUGUGUGUGGCCCUCAGGAUGAGGGAAGUGAAAACACAGAUGUAACAUUUUGCUCUGAUUGUAUGCAGAGCAAAAAUUGUAAUGUAGACAUAAACU
This is a messenger RNA of Apaloderma vittatum (bar-tailed trogon), 1071 nucleotides long. RefSeq names its product transmembrane protein 41B (gene TMEM41B). The transcript is spliced from 6 exons. The annotation marks the transcript as partial. The record is from RefSeq and is a predicted model, not a curated record. Gene Ontology annotation, cellular component: endoplasmic reticulum membrane. Lineage: Eukaryota; Metazoa; Chordata; Aves; Trogoniformes; Trogonidae.